Messenger RNA from Lolium perenne, 1937 nucleotides. RefSeq names its product protein DETOXIFICATION 40. Lineage: Eukaryota; Viridiplantae; Streptophyta; Magnoliopsida; Poales; Poaceae. The record is from RefSeq and is a predicted model, not a curated record. Gene Ontology annotation, cellular component: membrane. Gene Ontology annotation, biological process: xenobiotic detoxification by transmembrane export across the plasma membrane. Gene Ontology annotation, molecular function: xenobiotic transmembrane transporter activity; antiporter activity.
GUGGCCGUCGCAAGUUUAUAUAGCCCACACACGCCGCUGAGCAACUCCUCUGUAUCUCCGCUGCCACUGCCACAGGGGUUGGGAUCGAGAGAGGAACACGUACACACAGCGCCAUGGGUAGCCCGCUGGAGAGCAACGGCAAGCAGCUGGAGAGCCCGCUGCUGACCUCGCUGCAGCCGGCGUCGGCCGGCAGCGGCAGCGACGACGGGCACGGGCACGGGGCGGCCAAGCAGCUGGAGAGCAUCCUGAACGACGAGUCGGUGCCCUGGGGCCGGAGGAUGAGCGCGGCCACGGUGGUGGAGAUGCGGAUGCUGCUGCGCCUCGCGGCGCCCGCCGUGCUGGUGUACAUGAUCAACUACCUCAUGUCCAUGUCCACGCAGAUCUUCUCCGGCCACCUCGGCACGCUCGAGCUCGCCGCCGCCUCCCUCGGCAACACCGGCAUCCAGGUCUUCGCAUACGGCCUCAUGCUUGGCAUGGGAAGCGCGGUGGAGACCCUGUGCGGGCAGGCGUACGGCGCCAACAAGUUCGACAUGCUGGGCGUCUACAUGCAGCGCUCCACCGUCCUGCUCAUGGCCACCGGCGUCCCGCUGGCCGUCCUCUACGUCUUCUCUCGGCCCCUCCUCAUCCUCCUCGGCGAAUCGCCGGAGAUCGCCCGAGCCGCGGCCAUCUUCGUCUACGGCCUCAUCCCGCAGAUCUUCGCCUACGCGGCCAACUUCCCCAUCCAGAAGUUCCUGCAGUCGCAGAGCAUCAUGGCGCCCAGCGCCUACAUCUCCGCCGCCACGCUCGCCGUCCACCUCGUCCUCAGCUAUCUCGUCGUCUACAAGUUCGGGCUGGGACUCUUGGGUGCCUCGCUCAUGCUCAGCGUCAGCUGGUGGAUCAUCGUCAUCGCGCAGUUCAUCUACAUCGUCACCAGCAGCCGGUGCCGCCUCACGUGGACCGGCUUCUCCCUGCAGGCCUUCUCCGGCCUGCCAGAGUUCUUCAAGCUCUCCCUUGCCUCCGCGGUCAUGCUCUGCCUCGAGACCUGGUACUUUCAGAUACUAGUGCUCAUUGCUGGCCUCCUCAAGGACCCCGAAAUGGCCCUCGCCUCCCUCUCAGUCUGCAUGACCAUUUCAGGGUGGGUGUUCAUGAUUUCGGUUGGAUUCAACGCAGCUGCCAGCGUGCGGGUGAGCAAUGAGCUUGGCGCCGGAAACCCCAAGUCCGCGGCCUUCUCCGUGGUGGUAGUGACGUUGCUGUCCUUCGCCCUGUCGGUGGUGAUCUCGGUGGUCAUUCUGCUCUGCCGUGACUACAUCAGCUACAUCUACACCGGCGGCGAGGACGUGGCGGCGGCGGUGUCCAAGCUCACGCCGCUGCUGGCGCUCACACUCAUCCUCAACGGCAUCCAGCCGGUUCUGUCAGGGGUGGCCGUGGGCUGUGGAUGGCAAGCGUUCGUCGCCUACGUCAACGUCGGCUGCUACUACGUCGUUGGCAUCCCGCUUGGCUGCCUCCUCGGCUUCUACUUCGACCUUGGCGCCGCCGGCAUAUGGAGCGGGAUGAUUGGAGGUACCUUGAUGCAGACUCUGAUCCUGCUGUGGGUUACCUUCAGAACAGACUGGAACAAAGAGGUGGCCCAAUCUAUGAAACGAUUGAACAAGUGGGAAGGCAAGAAACCUCUGUUGGCAGGCCAGGAAUGAAACAAGGAUAAGAAUGGUAGCAGGUCGAUCUUCCUAAAAUGUGUAAAAUGCGAUGUUGAUCGCAAUUCAAUAUUGAAAUCCCGUAUUCUGUAUUAUUGAGAAACAUUUUUUUCUCGACAACAGUGGCUCACGGCCUAUUAUUCAGUUGGAUUCAGUAGUAGGCAGUAGUGGGCUGCAAGACCAACCCAACAUGCCGCCGUCUGUAUGCCGUUUUUGUCCUUGCUCGCAUAGCAUGAUGCAGAGAUUAAUUUUUGUACUAUACUGAAA